AUGUCGUCUGAAAAAGAGAAAAUGGCAGCUGCCGAAGCUAAAUCACCAUCAAACAAGAGCAACUGCACGUCACCUGGUAAAAAAGGUGACACCGACGAACAUGGCCUUCCCAAAGAAAAGGACAAGAGCUACGACACCAACCUUUAUCUCUAUCAUGAGGAACUCGAAGAUCGACCCCGAGCAGCUACGUUUCUCAGUUCGUUGGCGGAUUACUCGAACACCAUCCCUACUGCUUCAGCGGCUGACCCAGAUGCUCCUAAGCCGGCACCACCAGCACGAAUGGGCACGCUUAUUGGCGUGUACCUCCCAUGUAUUCAAAACAUCUUCGGCGUCAUUCUCUUCAUUCGUCUAACAUGGGUGGUCGGUACAGCUGGUGCUAUUCAAGGAUUUUUAAUUGUGCUCGUCUGCUGUUGUACGACGAUGCUAACUGCGAUCUCAAUGUCCGCUAUUGCAACAAACGGCGUGGUGCCCGCGGGUGGGUCUUACUUUAUGAUCGGUCGAUCAUUGGGCCCGGAGUGCGGAGGCGCAGUCGGCAUGCUAUUCUACACGGGCACAACACUUGCAGCGGCUAUGUAUAUUGUUGGAGCUGUCGAAAUCGUUUUGACUUACAUGGCACCGUGGAUGUCCAUUUUCGGUGAUUUCACAAAGGAUCCAGAAGCUAUGUAUAACAACUUCCGAGUGUAUGGAACCGGGCUGCUCUUGAUUAUGGGCAUGGUCGUAUUUGUUGGCGUGAAAUUCGUAAAUAAAUUCGCAACGAUCGCGCUGGCUUGUGUUAUACUCUCAAUAUCUGCCGUCUACGUUGGUAUCUUCGUCAACUUUAAUGGAAAUGAUAAACUUCAGAUGUGUGUACUUGGAAAGCGAUUAUUGAAGGAUAUACAUAUUGACAACUGCACUAAAGACAUUGGAGGAGAAUUAUAUCAACUGUUUUGUGCUAAUAACACUUGUGAUCCAUACUAUCAGGCUCAUGAAGUUAGCAUUGUUCAAGGCAUUAAGGGUUUGUCAAGUGGGGUAUUCUUCGAUAAUUUACAAGACUCUUUUCUACAACUUGGGCAAUAUAUUGCUUACGGCAAAGAACCAGACGAUAUUGAACAAAUGGAACGUCCUACUUAUAACCAAAUUUAUGCUGAUCUCACGACGACGUUCACUAUCUUAAUUGGAAUAUUUUUCCCAUCUGUUACGGGAAUUAUGGCUGGUUCUAAUCGUUCUGGAGAUUUGGCUGAUGCCCAAAAAAGUAUACCCAUUGGUACCAUCUGCGCUAUUCUGACGACGUCUACCGUUUAUUUAUCUUGUGUAUUACUUUUCGCUGGAACUGUAGACAAUUUGUUACUUCGUGAUAAAUUUGGUCAAUCUAUCGGCGGUAAACUAGUAGUAGCCAAUAUGGCCUGGCCAAACCAGUGGGUUAUACUGAUUGGUUCUUUCCUUUCAACGCUCGGUGCAGGAUUACAAUCGUUAACAGGCGCACCUCGGUUACUCCAAGCGAUAGCUAAAGAUGAAAUUAUACCGUUUCUUGCUCCAUUCGCUGUUUCUUCCAGCAGAGGAGAACCUACAAGGGCUUUACUGUUAACCAUGUUGAUCUGCCAAUGUGGCAUCCUCCUCGGUAACGUUGAUAUACUGGCCCCGCUGCUUUCAAUGUUCUUCCUUAUGUGCUACGGUUUCGUGAAUUUGGCUUGCGCUCUGCAAACUCUACUGAAAACGCCAAACUGGCGCCCGAGAUUCAAAUACUAUCACUGGUCACUUUCUCUUGCUGGGCUAACGCUGUGUAUCUCUAUUAUGUUUAUGACAUCGUGGUUCUACGCUAUUAUUGCUAUGGGCAUGGCUGGACUUAUUUACAAAUAUAUUGAAUAUCGAGGAGCUGAAAAAGAGUGGGGAGAUGGUCUUCGUGGUUUAGCCCUUUCUGCCGCUCGCUACUCCCUCUUACGCUUAGAAGAAGGUCCACCGCAUACGAAGAACUGGCGGCCGCAAGUUCUUGUUCUUGCAAAAUUAAAAGAUGACCUUAAUCCGAAAUAUCGUAAAAUGCUAGCGUUUGCCAGUCAACUUAAAGCUGGCAAAGGUCUUACGGUGUGUGUAUCAGUCUUGGGUGGAGACUUUACUCGACGGGCUGGAGAAGCAUCUACUGCACGACAAAACCUACGCAAAUGUAUGAACGACGAAAAAGUUAAAGGCUUCGUGGAUGUUCUUGUAUCACCUGACAUUGCUGAUGGACUAAGUCACUUUGUACAAACAACGGGCCUUGGUGGAUUAAAACCUAAUACAGUGAUUGUGGGGUGGCCGUAUGGCUGGCGGCAGUCAGAAGAUGAGAGGACUUGGCAAGUAUUCCUACACACUGUGCGUACCGUCACGGCCGCGAGAAUGGCAAUGUUGGUGCCUAAAGGAAUUAACUUCUUCCCAGAUUCAACUGAGAAGGUCUCUGGCAACAUAGACAUUUGGUGGAUUGUCCAUGAUGGUGGUAUGCUGAUGCUGCUUCCCUUCCUUUUGAAACAACACCGCACAUGGAAAAACUGCAAGAUGCGUAUUUUCACUGUUGCCCAAAUUGAAGAUAAUUCAAUAAAAAUGAAGAAAGAUCUCAAGAUGUUCCUGUAUCAGCUACGUUUGGAGGCUGAAGUGGAAGUCGUAGAAAUGACUGAUAGCGAUAUUAGCGCGUACACUUAUGAACGAACCCUGAUGAUGGAACAACGUAAUCAAAUUCUACGUGAACUUCAACUUAACAAAAAGGAAACUCUCGGAAUGAUGCAAAAUUUGGUCGACUAUCAUGAACCAAACGCUGAAGAGAAAUUACCUCUGGUACAAGCAAUAGUGGACCACCACCACGCGGACGUUAAAACGGCAAGCAAAGUCCGUUUCGCAGAGCCUGGCUCCGAGCCCGUCCCUGAUGAUGCACCGUCACCUCCCCUCGCCGAAAAUGAUGAAAAAGACAAGGACGAAAAGGACGAAUUUCGAAGUAGUUUGUUGCACAUAAUCGAUUCAAUGUGGGACUCGCCCGAUGAACGCUCGCAGUGUGAGUCACCGCCGCCCGACGCCGACAAGCACGCGGACGGCAACCCCAACGGCGACGCACUUAACCCCAAGCCCAACAUGCCCAAUAUUACUCCUGACGAGGGCACUGUUCGACGAAUGCACACGGCUGUGAAGCUGAACGAGGUGAUAGUGUCGCGAUCGCACGACGCACAACUAGUCAUACUGAACCUGCCCGGGCCGCCGCGCGACACCAAGCUCGAGAGGGAAUCGAAUUAUAUGGAGUUCCUCGAAGUACUGACGGAGGGGCUGGAGAAGGUACUGAUGGUGCGCGGCGGAGGACGCGAAGUGAUCACUAUCUACUCGUGA
Messenger RNA from Melitaea cinxia (Glanville fritillary), 3321 nucleotides. It is a transcript of the gene kcc, whose product is annotated as solute carrier family 12 member 4. NCBI's taxonomy places the organism in Eukaryota, Metazoa, Arthropoda, Insecta, Lepidoptera, Nymphalidae. Gene Ontology annotation, biological process: chloride ion homeostasis; chloride transmembrane transport; cell volume homeostasis. The record is from RefSeq and is a predicted model, not a curated record. The coding region runs from base 1 to 3321 and encodes 1106 amino acids. Gene Ontology annotation, molecular function: potassium:chloride symporter activity. Gene Ontology annotation, cellular component: membrane. The transcript is spliced from 21 exons.